CGAAGACAUCCGGUGUUCAAUGAGUCACUGUUGACACCCUAUCACGAACCACCCCCCCAUCGCCGAGAGAAGAGGCCUGUAGCCAAGAUGAUCGGAGGAGCAGAAGAGUGGGAAGUCGAAGAAAUCGUGAAAGAGCGAAACGUCGGCCGAGGAAAACAGUACUUGGUCAAAUGGAAGGGAUGGCCGCACAGCGAGAACACCUGGGAACCAUCACGUCACCUUACCCACGCGAAGAAGGUCCUGAGAGAUUGGCAGAGGAAACAAUCCAACC
This is a messenger RNA of Mycena citricolor, 271 nucleotides long. The record is from the annotation of a GenBank genome assembly. Lineage: Eukaryota; Fungi; Basidiomycota; Agaricomycetes; Agaricales; Mycenaceae.